AUUCAAAAAACAAUAAAGAAGACAGCCCGACGGGAACAGUUAAUGAGAGAAGAAACUGAACAAAAACGCUUAAAGACAGUACUUGAAUUGCAGUAUAUUUUGGACAAGUUGGGUGAUGAUGAAGUGCGCAGUGACCUAAAACAAGGAACAAAUGGGGUAUCUAUAUUAACAGAAACAGAACUAUCCACACUUGACGAGUUUUACAAGCUGGUUGAACCUGAACGUGACAUGAACAUAAGGUUGAAUGAACAAUAUGAACAGGCAUCCAUUCAUUUGUGGGAUCUAUUGGAAGGGAAGGAAAAACCUGUAUGCGGAACAACAUAUAAAGCCCUAAAAGAAAUUGUUGAACGCGUUCUUCAAACAAGUUAUUUUGACAGUACUCACAACCAUCAAAAUGGACUUUGUGAAGAAGAGGAGACAGCAUCUGCACCCGCAGUUGAAGAUUCUGUGACAGAAACUGAGCCAGAACCAACAGAAGAAUACACUGAACCAAGUGAAGUUGAAUCAACAGAGUAUGUAAACAGACAGUUCAUGGCAGAGGCUCAGUUCAGCAAUAAUGAAAAGGAACAAGUAGAUGAAUGGACAGUUGAAACUGUUGAGGUGGUAAAUUCACUCCAGCAACCACAGGCUACAUCUCCUCCAGUUCCAGAUGCCCAUACGCUUACAGCGGUAGCUCAGGCAGACCCACUUAUUAGAAGACAACGGGUGCAGGAUCUUAUGGCACAAAUGCAAGGCCCAUAUAACUUUAUGCAGGACUCUAUGCUGGAAUUUGAGAACCAAGCACUUGACCCUGCUAUUGUUUCAGCUCAGCCUAUGAAUCCACAAACUUUGCAGAUACCACAGAUGGUUUGCCCUCCAGUUCAUGCUGAAUCUAGACUUGCACAAACAACCCAGGUUCCUGUACAACCUGAAGCUACACAGGUCCCCUUGGUUUCUUCCACAAGUGAGGGAUAUACAGCAUCCCAGCCCACGUAUCAGCCUUCCCAUUCAACAGAACAGCGACCUCAGAAAGAAUCAAUUGACCAGAUUCAGGCUUCAAUAACCUUAAGUACUGAUCAGACACCAACAUCGUCGCCACUUCCAGUUGCAUCCCAGCCUCAGGUAUUUCAGGCUGCCUCUAGCAAACCCUUGCAUAGCAGCGGAAUCAAUGUUAAUGCAGCUCCAUUCCAGUCCAUGCAGACGGUAUUUAACAUGAAUGCACCUGUUCCUCCUGUCAAUGAACCAGAAACUCUAAAGCAACAAAAUCAAUACCAGACCGGUUACAGCCAGACAUUCUCCAAUCAGCCCCAUCCAGUAGAACAAUCAGAACUUCAGCAAGAACAGCAGCUUCAGACAGUGGUUGGUACUUACCAUGGUUCCCCGGACCAGUCCCAUCAAGUGGCAGGUAACCACCAGCAGCCUCCACAACAGAAUACUGGGUUCCCACGUAACGGUCAGCCUUAUUAUAACAGCCGGGGAGUGUCUCGUGGUGGAUCACGCGGCACUCGAGGCUUAAUGAAUGGAUACAGGGGACCAGCCAAUGGGUUUAGAGGAGGAUAUGAUGGCUACCGUCCUUCAUUUUCCAACACUCCAAAUAGUGGUUACACCCAGGCACAGUUUAAUGCUCCACGAGACUAUCCCAACUACCAGCGAGAUGGAUAUCAACAGAAUUUCAAACGUGGCUCUGGACAAAGUGGCCCUCGGGGAGCUCCUCGAGGUCGUGGAGGACCCCCAAGACCCAACAGGGGAAUGGCUCAAAUGAAUGCUCAGCAAGUGAAUUAAUCUAAUACUCAAGAUUACUUUUAAAACGCCAAAAACACUGGCCAGUGUACUAUAUACAUGUUACCAGAAGAGUUAUCUCUGUUUUCCUUUAUAGGAAGUUCAUAGUAAAGGGAUUAUUUUCAUUGCCCAUAAAGACAAGACUACAGUUGUCAGCUUUAUAUUACCUGGAUAUGGAAAGAAAUGCCGUUUGCGCUGCAUGUUCUGUCCUAAGCGUCACUUUGAGCCUUGCACAUGAGAUCCAGACCCUUGCUUUGAUUUUAAACAAAAAUGGCAGUUUCAGAAAAUGUCUAUAGUUAAUUGAACAGGCAGAAAUAAUCCAACUGACUUCAUUGAUGUCAUAUAGUUCUGCAGCAAAUUUGGAUAAGAAUCUGUAAACCCAUAAACGUUUUACUCAAGACAGUUGAUAUAUUUAAACUUUUACAUUAAAAAGAUGGAAGAAGUGAAGUGUGGCUUAACAGAACAACAACUACAUUUCAGCUUUUUCUGUUUCAUUGAAGCGCCUGAAUAUUUACAUGCAUAAUAAAGAGCCCUGACUAGAUAUUAAAUCGGUAAACAGCUUAGGCACACCCUUAGCUACAGCACUUUUUUAUUAGUCUGAUUUGCUGUGGUAAAGGGAUGCAUUAAUUGUUUUGUGUAUCUGUUGAUAUAAUUGUGUAAACCCAGAAUUAAGCUUUGAUUGGCACUUUAAAAUUUUGUGUAAGAAAUAGAAGAUAUAAUCUGGACAGCCACUUGUAUUUUCAAAUGUGAAGUGUUGAAAGAGAUCUCCUGAACACAUAUUUCCUAGAUAGCAAUGCCGUUUGUAAGGAUUGGUAUUUCUUAUCAUUCCUUAUGAUUUGCACAUUGUCUGUCAUUAAUACUUAAACUUGCUGUAUUACCAUCUUAAUAACUGAUGCUGGUACUGAUGGAAAUUAAUGGGUAUGCAUACUACAUGUCACAUGUCUUUUUUCCCCUGCAGCUUUUAAAGAUUUUGAGAAAUCUCAAAUCCCUGCUGGUGCCCUUUAAAUUGCUCUUUUUUGAAAAGCACCAGUAAAUGUUUUGAUCUGUUUCCCCUUUUAAGGGAAAUUACAGCCAGCAGUUACAGAUCCAAGCGAGAUAAAUAAACAUGUUUAUAUUAAAAAAACCUGUAUUCCUUAACAUAUCUUCAAUGACUGAUGAAAACUCCACAAGCACAUUCUUUAAACAGUUUUUUUUUUCAUUUUCAACACUCAAAGAUGAUUCCCAACCCAGAGGUUUGUAAGAUAUUUAUCCAGUAAGGAUAUGCAUUUAUCUGACUUGUUACAAUCAUCAGAUUCAAUGUUGUCAAUUUAUAUUAUGUAGGGGUUGUAAAAGUUUUGAACAAGCAGUAAGAAUUGCGUGCAUGGAUCUUUCAAAACCACCUACACAAGAAUUCAUGAAUUAGUUCAAAGUGUAGUUGGAAGAGUGCUUUUAUGGACAGAGCCAGUAGUUCUAUUAAUUAAUCACAUUGGGAUUAUAGAGUUACUGCGGGGUUUUUUAGGUUCUUUUUGUUUAGUUGACAACUUUUCCUGAUUCUGUAUAUGGUAACAAAAAGUAGACUCUUCAAUUAUGAUAAUUAAGUUAAUUCUUUGAAAGUUUUUUAUAUUAUUAGUAUUUUUAGGUACUGUUAGUGAAAAAGAUCAUAAUGGAAAAUAACUUCAAAUACAGUAUCAGAAGCCAAAGAUAAAUUGGAAAGCAAACAAAAUUAUUAUGUGAUGCAUUUUUUUUAAAAAAAAAUCAAGAUUAUCCAAUGUGAUUUAAACAAGCUGCUGUGCAUAGGUAUUUGUCAAUAACUUACCUGUUUAUAUAAAAUAAGCAACUCUUGCUAGCUUUUUAUUGGGAAAUGAGGCAUACAACAAAAUUAAACUUACUCUUGGAACAUUGCUUUCAAGGCAGAUUUAAAGCCACAAACUAAAAUAAAAAGUAUUUAGAGCGGCAAAAUCUUUUGAGGGCACAGAAUUUGGUGGCCGAAUCAACUACCGGUAAUUUGUAAACAAAAUUGAGAUGACUUUUUAAAGGACUAGUUUAUCUAUUGACUUUCAUGACAAGCUAGCAAUAUUGAAUAUAGUGUUUUAAUUUAAGCAAACCAAACUAUGAUUUUUAGAAAACUUAGAAUUCCCUAAAUAUUAGAAUGACAAGCUAGCAAUAUUGAAUAUAGUGUUUUAAUUUAAGCAAACCAAACUAUGAUUUUUAGAAAACUUAGAAUUCCCUAAAUAUUAGAAGAUACAUUGUGUUCUCAGAUUAAUUCAGCACAGUCAAUAAAUUAUGAACAUGAGCCCUGCUUGGUUCUAUUCUCAAUCUAACUGUAGCAGUGGUGGGUUCUGGCUGGUGGCGUCCACAUGGAUGCAUAGAGUGUGCACGCAUCUUAGCACCUCCGCGAGCCUCCGCAACGCUACAGCUGCUCAGUGGAGCGUUGCACAGGCCCUAUACGCGGCAUGCAUUAAAAAAUCGGUAAGGAGCUCGGGCGGGUGGGCCCUUCGGAGCACCGUACUGGAACGGUAUCCGGUGCUCCGGGCAGGUUCCGGUAUGCCUAUAACUCACCACUGAACUGUAGUCUAUUUUAUGUUCCUCAAUUCCUAGGUGACAAAUUGAAACAUAGAAGUAGUCAUUCCUUGUUACAGCUUGGAGAAAAUCCAAAUAUUAAAGAAAACUGUCCCGUUUCUCAUGGAAAAGCUACAGGUCAAGCUAUUUAUGGGUAGUGAAAAAGAUUUGCUAGGGAUAGGCUUAAUGAGCUUUAUCUCCUGUUUUCAUUGGUGACAAGCCUUAUUUUGUUUCAUGCAUCCAGGAAUUUAUAGAAUUCCUUAGCUUGUAACAAUCCAAAUCAUUUUUUUUGGCCUUCCAUUCAUGAAUAAUGCCUAAAUUAGUCCCUGCAGCUUUCUUGGUAAGGUUUUUCAGAAAUGGUUUGUCAUUGCUUCCUUCCUAGGGCUGAGAAAAAGUAACUAGCCCAGGGCACUCAGUUGGCUAUGUGCCCAAAGCAGGACAGAAACUAACCUUCCAGUUUUUAACUUGAUGCCUUAACCACUACAUCAAACUGGUUCUCAAAAUCUGCUGCAAAUAGUGCAGUUUCUGGUCUUAUGCUGUACAGCAAAGGGGUUAUGGGGGGUUAUGUUUGUAAGUGUGUGACUAGUGUGUAUUGUUAAUUCACCUAUCUGUCAUUGCUUGUCUCCUAGAGAGGGGAGGUAAUAGAAAAAAGUAGCAAAAAAGAACUGCCUCUCCACUGUGCUUCACAUUGCUACUCUUCUCUUUUCUUUGGCUUUCUUACCAGUAGUGCCACCUUUACCGUCUUCCUCAUCCCCUACCCAUUUUUUCUCAUUUUCAUUGGGUGUCCUGAUGCUGUCAAAUAUAAUUUACAUGUUAUAAAACUGGUAUAGGAAAAAAAAAAAGAACUGAAUGUAUGUUUUGAAUGUAGCUAAGCUGCUUCAACAGCUUUCUCCAACCUAGUCUCAAGUGGAAAUGAAG
This is a messenger RNA of Thamnophis sirtalis, 5214 nucleotides long. The record is from RefSeq and is a predicted model, not a curated record. NCBI's taxonomy places the organism in Eukaryota, Metazoa, Chordata, Lepidosauria, Squamata, Natricidae.